UGGAAAUCGGAGUUACUAGUUAAGAAUUAAAAAUUGGAAAAUGUAAAUAUAAAAAUGUUAAAAAAUAGAUAUAAUAUACAACCCACAGCCCUCACAAAUUGUACAGUUUUCCAAGGCCCAAGUUCCCACGAGAUGCGUUUGAAUGAAAAAACGAAAAUACUGGGUCGUAAAGUCAUCCUGGUUCCCUACGAAGCCCGCCAUGUGCCCAAAUACCACGACUGGAUGAGCUGCGAGACCCUCCGCCAACUGACCGCCUCCGAGGAGCUGUCUUUGGACGAGGAGUACGAGAUGCAGAGGAGUUGGCGCGAGGACAGCGACAAACUCACAUUCAUUAUCCUUGAUGCCGCCAUCUACGCCCAGAGUCAGGACGAAAUUGCCGCCAUGGUGGGCGACACAAAUCUCUUCCUGCAUCCAGAUCCAGAGAGCGAUCAACAAGUGGCCGAGGCGGAAAUCAUGAUUGCCGAGCCAGGUGCCAGGGGCAAGGGUUAUGGUCGUGAGGCCAUGCUCCUGAUGCUCAAGUACGCCCAGUCCCAGGAUCUGCUCAAGCUGGCCAAGUUCGAGGUCAAAAUUGACAUGGACAACAGUGCCUCAGUUCAUCUCUUUGAGACUUUCCGAUUUGUGGAAACGUGUCGAGUGGAGGUCUUCCACGAGAUCACCUUGCAGCGCCCGAUAACGCCGGACUGGAUUAGCUGGCUGGACCAGCAGGUGGAGCUACGCAUAGGAAGCUAUUAGGGAAUGGGGAUAUAUAAUUUGUUUCCAUUAGAAUGUGUUUUGUUAUUCGAUUUUGAGAUUUUUUAAAUUAAUAAAAUGGGCCAACGACUUUUUAAAAAGGAUUCCUUCAUUGGAAACCCUGCAAGGGUAUAAAAACUACACUCAAAAAACGCAUGCACUCGUUCGUUUAUGCUCUGUUUAUUACACUUA
Messenger RNA from Drosophila kikkawai, 921 nucleotides. RefSeq names its product microtubule-associated Nat9 (gene Mnat9). Gene Ontology annotation, molecular function: N-acetyltransferase activity. The record is from RefSeq and is a predicted model, not a curated record. Lineage: Eukaryota; Metazoa; Arthropoda; Insecta; Diptera; Drosophilidae.